Messenger RNA from Durusdinium trenchii, 2181 nucleotides. The record is from the annotation of a GenBank genome assembly. Lineage: Eukaryota; Dinophyceae; Suessiales; Symbiodiniaceae.
CAGGUAUGAACUUCGAUAGGAUCUCAAAAGGUCGCUCAACCUCUUUUGUACUCCCAUACUUUCAUCUUUCCCUUCGGCAGCCGACGUCUUUCGGCUCUGAUCCGAACGUCUUCGGCUCUCAUGACCCGAAGAAUGCAGCUUUUGCUAUGGGCCCUGCUGGCUCUCCCUGUGGCUGCCAGGGAACUUGCCAGGUCCAUGCAAAAAGUGGUUGCAGCUCUAGAGAACAUGGAGGCCAAGAGCAACGAGGAGAUGCAGGAAGAGAAGAUUGAAUUUGCCAAGUUUGAUGAGUUUUGCAAGCACACCUUGAAUGACAAAGAGCUUGGAAUCAAGAAGACUACAGAGCUUCUGGAGACCAUUGAAGCUGAAAUUUCAAAGCUCGACACUGAGGUUGCCAGGCUGACUGGGGAGAUUGCAGACCACGAGGCGGCUGUGGUGAAUGCCCAGAAUCAGCAGGCCAACGCUACAGAGUUGCGCAAGGCUGAAGCAGAGGAUUUUGCUUCCCGGAGAACAUCUUUGAAAGAGUCCUUGGAGGCAAUUGACAAGGCAAUUGAUCACCUAAAACCCAAGAAAUCGGGAUUUGUGCAGCUGGAUCAGAAGGCAUUUGAACUUGCUCCUGAUGAGUUGGCAGAGAUUUCCAAAGCAUUAUCACUGGCUAGAGCCUUGGACAAGCCAACACCACCUGAACCAGAUGCCUACAACUUCCAAUCUGGGAGAGUCAUAGAAACAUUGGAAGGCCUUCGGGACCAAUUUGUGAAGCAAAGUGCAAAAGCGGAUGCAUCAGAGGCGAAGAAGAAGCACAGCCAUGAAAUGUUGCUGAGCAACCUUGAAAAUGAGAUCAAUCUCCAGGAAAAGGCCAAGGAGCAGAAGUCAAAAUUCAAGAGUUCAGCUGUCAGUCGCAAGGCUGAAGCAGAAGCCCAGAAGUCAGAUUUGUCAAAAGAUUUGGAAGGUGAUCAAAAGUCUCAAAGUGAUCUCUCUGCCGAAUGCAAAGUGAAAGGCAGCGACUUCCAGGAGCGCCAACGACUGCGACGCGGCGAGAUUGCGGCGAUCGGAAAGGCCUUGGAGAUUCUAAGUCCUAAACCCUGGUCGUCCAGCUUGCUGCAAAGUGGACGAAACGGAAGGCGAACCGUCCAGUGGACAGUGCAACGACUGCAAGCGAACGGCGCCGUCUCCUUGGCAUCGCUUCGCUCCGUUGCCGUGGCUCCGCCGGUCGCUGAAGUGAUGCAAUUCUUGGAGCAACGAGCAAGCGAGCUGCACAGUGCGGCCUUACAAAGCCUUCUUGUAAGCUUGCAGGAGCCGAGUGCUGUGGAGCAGAUUGCCCAGGUAGUGAAAACAAAGAUCGAGAAGCUGCAGACUGAUGACCUUGUAGAUCCCAAGCAGAAGCUUUGGUGUGACCAGGAGCUGGCUGAGAAUGGUAAGGCACGUGAAAGCAAGAGUGAUACUCUGCAGAGCUUGAAAGCUGAAAUUGAGCGACUUGAAAGCUCCUUGGUUUCCCUUGCGGAAGAGAAUGAAGCGCUUGCAGCUGAUGUCACCAAGCUCGACACGAACAUCAAAGAGGCCUCAGAGUUUCGCAGGUCUGAGAAGGCCGAAAACCUCAAAAGCCUGACAGAGGCCAGCGAGUCCAAAGAAGCUCUAAAUGCUGCCAUUGAAGUUUUGGAAGAGUUCUAUAGCAAUUUGAGUCUGUUGCAAGUGGCGUCCUUGAAUUCCAAGUCAGCGAAGCCAGAGUUUGAGGCAGGAUCUUACAGUGACGGUGGUCGGAGUAGUGUCAUCAAACUGCUGCAGGAGCUAGAGACAGAUUUCACUCAGGAGGUGUCGAAUCUACAAGCAACCGAGCAGGCUGCAGCAGACGAGUUCAAGCAAUUCUUGUCUGAUGCAACAUCAGACAAAGCCCGAAAGAGUAGCACGCAGCAACACAACACGAUGUCCAUAGCCUCUCAAAAGAGGUUGUUGGAACAACGGAAAAAGGACCUCGAGUCCACGGACCAGCAAUUAAGUGCUGCUUCGCUGUACCAUGAGGAAUUGAACUCCAAGUGCUUAGCCUCAGACACCAAGUUUGCCGAUGCGCGAAAGCACCGGGACGAAGAGAUUGAAUCUUUGCAGCAUGCCUACCACAUUCUGAACGCAUGAGAUGCAACAGUCAUCAAUGACAGACAUGUAGUGUAGCUCAUCUACGGAGCCGAGAAC